Molecule: messenger RNA, 1713 nt
Organism: Microdochium trichocladiopsis
Lineage: Eukaryota; Fungi; Ascomycota; Sordariomycetes; Xylariales; Microdochiaceae
Exons: 2
Coding region: 1-1713 (570 amino acids)
Source: RefSeq, a predicted model, not a curated record
AUGGGAAUCGAGAUAGUCACCAUCGUGAACUCCUCUGGAAAGAUCAUCAGCAAUGGAGGAAAGCUGAUGAACGUCCUCAAGGAGGCCAAGGCCUCCUACGACGAGAAGAAGGCUGCCAUAAAGGCCGAGCAGGCCGUCAAGCGCAGCCAGACCUUUGACGUCCGUACGGUGCCCCAGUAUCAGGACGAGGCUUUUGACCAGGACUACGAGUACGAGUAUGGCCAUGGCCAGGUCAGGCAUGCCCGCUACCACGAUGAUGCCGCCUCGUACGCUUCGUCUCACCGCAGCCACGGAUCCCGGCGCUCAAAGGCCACACGUCAGCGUUCUCAUUCCCAGGCCCGGACGGCGCUUACUAUGGAUAACCUCAAGACGCACUCGGAAGUCUCGUCUGUCACACCAUCGCGCGCGCCUGUUGCUUAUCGCUCUCCAUAUGCUGAGACCUCUCGGGAGAUGACCCUGAGCAGGCCCUCAUUAGCACAGUCGCGUUCAUAUGCCCCUUCUGUCCGCAGGGAUCCUGGGCUGGCCGCAGACUACUACGAUGAGGACCAACAAUUUCUACCACAGCGCGCACCGAUGCAGCGGUCUCAAUCUGACCCGUACAUGGGAGACGAGAGGAUACCUGGGAAGCCGAAGAAGGAGAUUGACAUGGACCUAGCAUACGGCAAUAUCCCACCAGAUCUCGCUGAUAGGGUCGACCUGGAUCCGGCGUACCAGGCUGCGGCCAAAGAGCACAAGGCCCAAGCUCUUGUCCGCAAGGUGGAGGCGAUGCUUGUGGAAGCCAACUGCCUUCAUCAUACUGCUCAACACACAAUCAAGCACCUGCAGGAGAACCCCGAGGCUGCCGCCGCUGUCGCCCUGACUCUUGCGGAGUUGUCUGCUAUCGUCGGCAAGAUGUCGCCCGCCUUUCUUGGAGCCCUCAAAGGCGGUAGUCCGGCCAUCUUUGCCCUGUUAGCAAGCCCGCAGUUCAUGAUUGCAGCAGGUGUGGCGGUCGGCAUGACUGUCGUCAUGUUUGGGGGUUGGAAGAUCGUCAAGAAGGUCAAGGAGCAGCAACAGGCUGCUCUCCCGGCAACGCCAAUGGCAUUUGAAGGACAGCACCUGCCUGUGCGACCCCCCUAUCCUAUCACCGAGCAGCAAUACGACGAGGCGUUAGUUAUUGAGGAGGAGCUAAGCACAAUUGAGUCCUGGAGGCGCGGAAUUGCUCCGUUUGGCGAGGACGAAAGCGCCGACCUGGAACUUAUCAGCCCCGAGGCUGAUCGCGCAAUCCGGAGUCAGUACGGUGGUGAUGAUGCGCGCAGCGAAAGAAGCUUCCGCACCUUCCGGUCGUCCAGGACGGCCAAGACGUCCAAAACCGAGAAGACCGAGAAGACGUCGAAGUCGACGAAGACCGCCAAGACAUCUUCAAGUCGCAAGGAUGCCGACGUUGAGGUGCCCGAGCGCAAGAGCAGCAAGCUCUCCAGGGAAGUCGAUGCGGCUAGCGAGGCUGGCAGUCAUCGCAGCCAUCGCAGCUCCCGCAGUGAGAAGUCAGAUCGUACGACAAAGACCAGUCGCUCCAAGCGCACGCUUGCUAUUGAAGACGGAAGCAAAGACAAGGAGAACAACAUCGAGGCGGUGCUCCGCCCUAAGAAGGACAGCAUGCUCAAGAAUAUGUUUAAGAAAAAGACGGACGCAAGCCGCGAGAAAGGUCACAGCGUUUCCAGCAUCAAGAUCAACUAG